Messenger RNA from Vigna umbellata (rice bean), 2494 nucleotides. Its product is annotated as C3HC zinc finger-like protein. The record is from RefSeq and is a predicted model, not a curated record. Gene Ontology annotation, cellular component: nucleus. Gene Ontology annotation, molecular function: zinc ion binding. NCBI's taxonomy places the organism in Eukaryota, Viridiplantae, Streptophyta, Magnoliopsida, Fabales, Fabaceae.
AGUUGCUAUUGGAGGAGAGCCACAAUCCAAACAGGUCCUUUAAAUUUGACGCAGGUGAAGGCGAGUUCGGAAAUCGCCGUGGCCGCUGUUCAGGCCAGCGGAAAUGAUCCCAAACUGAAACUGAAACGCUCGUUUAGGUUUGCGUUUGCGUUUGCUUUGAUGCUCUAAUCUUUUGUUUUGAAAUCUGAAUUGAAGAAAUAACAUAAAAAUGGUGCAAGAUUCUGAAAAGAGAUUCCAUUCCAUCAUGGACAAGCUAUUCCAUCCUCCCAAACCCCCUUCCUCCUCCAGUUCGUCUGGAGUGCAGUUAUCGGGGAGUAAGAAACGUCCUUACCCGUCAGGGGGGAUUGAGUUGAAUCGGAGGGGGGAUGUUGCUGAGGGACAGCAGUCCUCCUCGGCGGCGUCCACGGCACUGCAGGGACCACUCUGCCGACCGUGGGAUCGUGGUGACUUUAUGAGGAGACUAUCUACAUUCAAAUCUAUGUCAUGGUUUGCUAAACCAAAGGUAGUGAGUGCAGUAAAUUGUGCUAGUAGAGGUUGGAUCAAUGUGGAUAUUGACACCAUAGCCUGCGAAGCAUGUGGAGCACGUCUUCUUUUCUCUACACCAGCAUCUUGGAAUCAGCAACAGGUGGAGAAGGCGGCAUUAGUAUUUAGCUUAAAGUUGGAUAAUGGACAUAAAUUACUUUGCCCAUGGAUUGAUAAUGCCUGCAGUGAAACACUGGCACGAUUUCCUCCUACAACUCCAGAGAUACUAGUUGAAAAUUUCAGAGAACACUGUUUUGCACUCUUGCAACUAUCAGCUCUUCCACGAAUUUCAUCUUCUGCUAUAGCCUACAUUCAAAGCCAAAGUCCACUUCUGGAAGACUUUCUUGGGAAAUCUUUGAUGCUGGAGUGUGGAUAUGGAUCUACUGAAAAUUCUGGGAGUGUGGAUUUUAAUAGUCAGGAGGAACUGAAAUUGUAUUAUCAGGCCCAAAAGCUUAUAAGUUUAUCUGGUUGGAAACUUCGUCCUCUACCUUAUGUAGUUGAGUGUAAGGAUAUAUCAGAGCAGUCUCUUAAAAAUGCAACUACUCUUGCGAUUCAUUCUGCUCGCACUGAUGAAAAUAAAACGGAUGAAAGUUCUAUGGUUUCUAUUGGGGAACAACAAGUGGAUCCCAAUUCUGCAGUAUUGGAUUGCACCCUAUGUGGGGCCACUAUUGGAUUGUGGGCAUUCUGUACAAUUCCUCGGCCAGUGGAAUCAUUCAGACUAGUGGGAUAUGCUGAAGUGAAUGGUGAAAGUGCUUUUGCGGUCCACAAUUUACUGAAUACAGAUGAUCUUGAAGAUAGACAGGGUGCCGUGCCUGAUGUUACAAUUUCAUCAAAAGAUACUUCUUCAAGUCUAAAUAUGACAAUUGCAGGGGGUCCUCCCCCAACAAAGCAAAACUUUAAAGCAAUAAUAUCUCUGCCUGUUAUUGGUCAGAAUUUAUGGGCUCGUCUUUCUUAUGAUUCUAAUUUUAGGGAUCAUGCUUUUGUUAACAAAGGUGGUGAUGAAUCAAAUUUACAGGAGGAAACUGGCAAUAUCAUUAAUGCUUCUAUUGGACAACUUGUUCCCCUGACAUCUGAAACCAGGGAGACAGCAGAUUAUGAAACUGGUUCUCAAGCAAGGAUCUGUGAUUCAGAUAUUAUUGUGGGCACCCAUAAUGCAGUACAAUCAUUUUCUCUUAAGGAUAAGAUGCCUGAACACACAGAUACUGAUAAAUUGAAUAGUUCAGCUGCAGGAUAUUGUAGUAGUUCUCAGAAAGACUCAACUGAAGGCGAAGCACUUUCUGUUUCACGUAAGACUUCAGAUGGCGUAGUUGGUAGUGACAGAGAAGACAAUAUUGAUAGUGAAGAUGUACCUUCUAGUUUAGAGAAAUCUAAGAACCCAGCACUUUCUGAUAAAGCUAUGGAAUUUGAUCCAAUCCGGCAGCACAGACACUUCUGCCCCUGGAUUGCAUCAAUAAAUGGCGGGGAACCUGGGUGGAAACAGACAUUAUCUGCUCUGUAUCAUCAGAAAAAUCAGUUGCCGCAUUCACCAAAUAGAUCUCCCUCAUCUCUUCCCAUUGUUAAGGUGGAUGAUCCUGUGGGUUCAAUUAGAAAGCUUUUCAUGUCUCCACCAACGAAGAGAAUGAAGUCCACUCAUAUUAUAGGGCAAAAUACUUAAUUUCUUGGACCCAGGACCCAGGGCAUAAGAGAAGUACUAAUUCAAGAACAGUUCCCUCGAUCUAGAUGUGUAUACUGUCAUUUUUUUUCUUGGUAUGCUAUUCUAUUUAAAAGCCUUGUAUUUGUUGUAUCAAAGGUAUAAUUUUUUUUUAACUGAUAUAUCUUAACAAAAGCAGGUAAUCUGUUGCACCCUCGAUAACUGUUAUUGACGAUUAGUUUGUCAUUUGGAACCGAGCUGCUGUAAUAUUUUCCCCCAUCGUUUGUAAUACAAAUGACAGACAUUACAUAGGGUUGGAUGACAGUGGUGAUUAUUAUAGAA